Messenger RNA from Aspergillus melleus, 3150 nucleotides. Its product is annotated as DDB1/RSE1 family protein. Gene Ontology annotation, biological process: proteasome-mediated ubiquitin-dependent protein catabolic process; DNA repair. The record is from RefSeq and is a predicted model, not a curated record. Gene Ontology annotation, molecular function: protein binding; nucleic acid binding. NCBI's taxonomy places the organism in Eukaryota, Fungi, Ascomycota, Eurotiomycetes, Eurotiales, Aspergillaceae. The coding region runs from base 1 to 3150 and encodes 1049 amino acids. The transcript has 3 exons. Gene Ontology annotation, cellular component: nucleus; site of double-strand break.
AUGGCCUACGUCGUGCCCAUCCACAGAGCGAGUAGCAUUCGCCACGCCUUGAAGCUCAACUUUCUCGACCCCGAAGAAGAAUCUCUUGUGGUCGCGAAAGCGAAUCGACUCGAGUUCUACACCCUCACGCCGGAUGGCCUCAGCCUCGCCGCAUCAUGCGCCGUCAAUGCCCGAGUUACCAUGUUGACGGGGCUCUCCAAACCCGCCGAUUCCCCUACAGACCACCUUUUCGUCGGCACCGAUCGCUACUCAUACUUCACAUUAUCCUGGGACGCUUCGAAACAGCAGGUUCGCACAGAACGGAAUUACGUCGACAUCUCGGACCCUUCGUCGCGGGAAUCACAAACGGGGAAUCGCUGCUUGGUGGACCCUAGCGGCCGCUUCAUGACACUGGAGAUAUACGAGGGCCUUGUGGCGGUGGUUCCGAUUGUCCAGCUCCCUGCUCGGAGGAGGGGACGGGCGCCCGCGUUGCCCUCCGGUCCGGAUGCUCCUAAGGUGGGCGAGUUGGGCGAGAUGACCACGGCUCGGAUCGAUGAGCUGUUCGUGCGGUCGUCGGCGUUCUUGCAUGUGCAGUCGGGCCCGCCACGCUUGGCGCUGCUGUACGAGGAUAAUGAGAAGAAGGUGAAGAUGAAGGUGCGCGAAUUGGAAUAUACGCCGGCCACGACGAGUACAAGUGCGGAUGCGACCCUUGCGCAUGUGGAGGAUUUCGUACAGGAGUUGGACCUUGGGGCUUCGCAUCUUAUUCCCGUGCCUGCGCCGCUGGGUGGGCUGCUCAUUCUUGGAGAGAUGUCAAUCAAAUAUAUCGAUGAUGAUAAUAAUGAGAUCAUCUCACGGUUGCUAGAUGAGGCGACGAUGUUCGUGGCUUGGGAGCAAGUGGACAGUCAGCGCUGGCUACUGGCUGAUGACUAUGGAAGACUAUUCUUCCUGAUGCUGGUCUUGGACGCCAACAAUGAAGUUCAGGAUUGGAAGCUUGACCUCCUGGGGAAGACGUCUCGGGCGUCUGCUCUGGUUUAUCUUGGCGGCGGUGUCAUAUUUGUGGCAUCUCAUCAGGGAGACUCCCAGGUUCUUCGGAUCGGCAAUGGCUCGUUUGAAGUCAUCCAGAGCUUAUCGAAUAUUGCCCCCAUCCUAGACUUCACGAUAAUGGACCUCGGGAACCGCUCUAGUGACAGUCAAACCCAUGAAUUCUCGUCUGGCCAGGCUCGGAUAGUGACGGGCUCGGGUGCCUUUGACGAUGGGACCCUUCGGAGUGUGCGCAGCGGCGUGGGAAUGGAAGAACUGGGUGUCCUUGGGGAGAUGGAGCUUAUCACUGACCUGUGGGGACUGCAGGUUGGCACAGGCGGAGAGUUCUUGGAUACGCUCCUGGUCACGUUUGUUGACGAAACACGAGUGUUCCGAUUCAGUGCCGAUGGCGAAGUCGAAGAAUUGGAACAGUUUCUGGGACUCAGUCUCGGAGAAAGCACACUACUCGCUGCCAAUCUCCCUGGUGGGCGUAUAUUGCAAGUGACAGAGCAGAGGGUUCUUAUUGCCGAUGUAGAGGGUGGCAUGGUCAUACAUGAAUGGUCUCCACCAAGCACGUCGGUAAUAACUGCUGCCUCUGCGAACGAGGAAGCAAUGGUCUUGGUCAUUGGUGGAAUCUUCGUCACUGUGUUGGAUAUUAGGAACGAGGUGCAAGUCAUUACGCAGAAAGAUUUCGGUGCCGAUAAUCAGAUUUCCGGCGUCACAGUGCCGUCAUCUCCGACAGAAGUCUGUAUUGUUGCGUUCCCUCAACAAGCGCAGAUCUCUGUUCUGAAGCUACAGGACUUGACUGAGCUGCACACUACGUCGCUUGGGCCCGCCGGUGAAGCUUUCCCACGAUCCGUCCUCGUCACGAAUGUGCUUGUCGAUAGCCCGCCGACACUCUUCAUAUCCAUGGCGGAUGGCAGCGUUAUCACCUUUUCGUUUAAUACCACCGACUACUCUUUAACUGGUGUGAACAAACUCAUCCUUGGAUCAGAACAGCCAACAUUCAAGAGGUUACCUAGAGGCGAUGGUCUGUACAACGUCUUUGCGACGUGCGAGAACCCAAGCCUGAUAUAUGGGUCAGAGGGCCGCAUUAUAUACUCCGCAGUAAACUCAGAAGGAGCCUCUCGCGUGUGUCAUUUCAGCUCGGAGGCGUAUCUUGGAUCAAUCGCCGUUGCUACACCCCGGGAGUUGAAGAUUGCGUUGAUCGACAAAGAGAGAACGACACAGAUUCAAACUCUUCCAAUCGGAGCUACUGCACGCCGAGUCGCCUACUCUCCUCCAGAGAAGGCCUUUGGUAUUGGCACCAUCGAGCGAAAGCUGGAAGAGGGGGUAGAAAUAGUCAAAAGCCAGUUUGUGCUCGCAGAUGAGAUUCUCUUCCGGCCUCUAGAUCGAUACGAUCUGCGACCAGAGGAAUUGGUCGAGAGUGUCAUUCGCGCCGAGUUCCCUGCCGGUAAAGACGAGCAUGGCCGGGAUACGUUCAAGGAUCGAUUCAUUGUGGGAACGACCUACAUGGAUGGCGAAGAGGAGGAAACCAUUCGAGGGCGAAUUCUCAUCUUCGAAGUCGAUAAUGGUCGUAAGUUGACCACAGUCGCCGAACUCCCUGUCAAAGGAGCCUGCCGCGCCUUGGCCAUGUUGGGCACAAAGAUCGUGGCUGCGCUUGUGAAAACGGUUGUGAUCUAUGACGUUGUCAGCAACAACUUCGGGGCGACCAAGCUUGAAAAAUUAGCUAGUUAUCGGACGUCAACCGCCCCGGUCGAUGUGACUGUCACAGACAACCUGAUUGUUGUUUCGGAUCUGAUGAAGAGUGUGUGUCUGGUUGAAUACAAAGAAGGCGAAAACGGUAUGCCCGAUUCGUUGACCGAGGUUGCCCGUCACUUCCAGACAGUGUGGGCCACAUGUGUUGCCUGUAUUGGCCAGGAUACGUUCCUGGAAAGUGACGCAGAGGGAAACCUAAUCGUGCUUCGACGCAACCUUAGCGGCGUCGAGGAGGACGACAAGCGCCGCUUAGAAGUGACCGGGGAAAUAUCCUUGGGUGAAAUGGUCAAUCGCAUCAGGCCUGUCAACAUCCAACAAUUGGCGAGCGUCACUGUUACUCCGAGAGCGUUCUUGGGAACGGUAAGCGAUCAUCCCUUUCCUACGCGCGACUGA